This is a messenger RNA of Seriola dumerili (greater amberjack), 928 nucleotides long. RefSeq names its product ly6/PLAUR domain-containing protein 6-like. NCBI's taxonomy places the organism in Eukaryota, Metazoa, Chordata, Actinopteri, Carangiformes, Carangidae. The transcript has 5 exons. Gene Ontology annotation, biological process: positive regulation of canonical Wnt signaling pathway. The record is from RefSeq and is a predicted model, not a curated record. The coding region runs from base 93 to 614 and encodes 173 amino acids. Gene Ontology annotation, molecular function: acetylcholine receptor inhibitor activity.
UUUUCAUCUGCGGACGCUGAGGAUGUGACUGUUCAUCGAGGAAACACAGCCCACGUCCAACAGGCCAAAGUGCAUGAAGAUUUUUGAGGCUCAUGAUGGAGGGCUGGCCAGCGGUGGCCUGGCUCCUGCUGAUGACGAACAUCGCUGAUUGGCUGAAACCCGUCCAGUCACGGGACUUCACCAUGAAGGACAUCAUCCUGCUGCAUCCCUCAACGACGCCUCAUCCCGGUGCCUUCAAGUGCUUCACAUGUCAACAAGCUGAAGAUAACUAUGAGUGUAACCGCUGGGCUCCGGAUGUGUACUGUCCGAAAGAUACCAGAUACUGCCACACACUCCACAUGAUGGAUAACCAUGGAGACAGUGUGUCUGUGACCAAGCGAUGUGCGACCCUGGAGGACUGUCUGUUUACUGGCUGUGCCUACAUCACCGGUAAUGGACGGGUGUGCUCGUCCUGCUGCGAGGGGAACAUCUGUAACGUGCUAGUGCCGAGGAACGAGAGCAGCGCAGUUUUUACCCCCACUUCUCCCCUGGUCAGCUCGAGCAGGGGGCUUCAUCCUGCAGCGCUGAGCUACAUCAUCAUCAUCAUCAGCAUCAGCAUCAUGUUAACCUCAUGAUAUCAUUUUAAAGAACCUGUCAUUUGUGUUUAUUGUAUCCUGCUCAAAUUGAUUAAGUGAACUGCAUCUGGAUGUUUCGGGAACCUGGCCAGGAAGUUCUGAGUCACAGAAAUGCAGUUACCUGUCACAGUUUGAGGUUUAAACUAAUAAAAAACUGAGAACUUGUGUCCAGAUCUUUCACUACUGCAACGUAUUCCCUUAGGUUUCCCUCUAAGACAAUUUUUUUACAAUUCUUUAAAGCUUUUUUGAUAAUUUAUUAUACUACGUUCAAGUUGUAACAGUAUUAAAAAUGACCAUGUUGUUGUUUAACCAUA